Messenger RNA from Lecanosticta acicola, 2197 nucleotides. Lineage: Eukaryota; Fungi; Ascomycota; Dothideomycetes; Mycosphaerellales; Mycosphaerellaceae. The record is from the annotation of a GenBank genome assembly.
AUGGCCAACCGAUCGCCAUACGUAGCUCCGCAAGGGAGUUCCAGGUUUCUCCAACAGAAGAAACUUUCAAACGGGAGCCCAAAAUUGGCUCCCCAAUCCAAGAACGAGAUGAACAACAUGCAUGAAGCCGCCAAUGGGACACGCACAGGCGAUGCGGUGUCUGACGACAGUGGAAACGAAACCGCACAGUCAGACGGCAAUGCGAACGAGGAACAAGAUUCGGAUGAGGAGGAUGGCUUUGCCCUGCCAGGCGCUCGGAUUACUGGAAGCAGUGUUCCUUCGCGUCUGGCAGGGCUUGUCCCGAAUGAUGUUGACAUGCUUGACGACGAGCAGGAUGCGACAGCUGGUGCAGAAGAUGAGGACGACGAGGACGAUGAAGUCUAUGGCGAUGUCGAGGAUAUCAGCGACGGAGACUCGUCUGAUGUAGAAGAAGACGGCCUUUUGCGUCUGGCCGCGGAUGAUCUGAGGAAGGAGUAUGAGCGCCUCGAAGAGCCAUCCAGAGCUAUGACGAGUGAGAUCAGCAACAUGUCCCUAGCUGCAGACCAAGAAGAUCGCACGCCGCGUGGAGAUGACCUGGACUUUGGUCUGGACUUCUCCGCCGAUCCAUUCGGAGGCCUCCAGCAACAUGAUCAGUUGUACCAGGAGAUGCUCGCAGACGCCACAAACGGCUUUUUCGCCGAUGCAACAGAUCCUUUUGGUGCCGACGAUGCCCUCAGCUCAUGGAGGGAGGCUGACACUGGAAUCGGUGGUGAUGAGGCUGCAGUCACUACCGUCACGCAAAAGAAGGUACGCUUCGAAGAAACUGCGUCCUCUCGAGCCUCCAGCGUGAGCAGCGACGACGAUCCACGCGAAGAGUAUCCGGACCUCUUCGCCGACUACGACGACCCAGCCUCGCGACAGCGAACCCACAGCAGCAGCAUGAACUUCGAUGUGAUUCAUGACGCCGAUUCUGAGUACGAGCAUUAUGAGUUUGACGAUGACGAUGAGCGGGUGGCAUUUGAGAUUGACGCUCAGGACGACUCUGACACCGAUAUGAGCGAUGAUUGUAUGCAUGACAGCCCAAAUGAUGUUGAUAUCACUGCUAACAUGCCUUAAAGCCGACGACGGUGAGACUACUGACGAGGAAAGCCCUGAAGACCAGAUUGCCCGCGUAAACGCCAUCAAAGCCCAGCGCGCCAAGAUGAUCAUGCCACCGCCACCAUCCAAGAGCGCGCCAACUACGCCAGUGGCCAGCAAGCGCUCGUCUCCAGCUCCGUCGCGCUCUCACACGACCACCAGCCGCGUUGGAACUGCUAAGGGAGGUCGCGGACCAAGGAUGGGAACGUUUGCCCAUGACCCGACUCGUGCCUUUGUAACCGCAGCGGUUGGAGGCAGCGGUAUCAGAGUGACCUGUCCAACGAAGCCUCCAGAGAAGGAUCGAGCCUACUGGGAGCGUGCACGACAGGCAUUGAACAGUCGGGAUGGAAGCCCGAGCGACUCGGUCUCUUGGACCCGUAGCACCCCGCAACUUCCCAACCAACCUAAGCGUCCAUUCACGGCCAGGUCCACUCUGGGAACGAUGUUUGAUGGCAAUCUCGACUUCCUCCGCAACAACGACGAGAACGGUAUUGUUCCAAAAAGGUUCUUGGUGGCCGCACGCAACGACAGUAUGCAGUCCUCAAUGACCUCAACGACGAUGACCGGAGAAGACGAAAGCGAGGACGAGAGCACCGUUAACAUGACCGAGUUCCUUCAAAUUGAGGAAUCCUCUGACGACGACGAGGCCCCAUCUGCUGGCAUUCUUUCACCUUCGAAGGACUUCUUUGGCGACGCAAUCUUUGAAUCUUCCCCAAUGGCCUCCCACGAACACGGCAACGGGCUUCUAAGCCACUUCGAUCAGCAGCCAGGACUCAUCUCGUCCUUCCGUAACAACCAGAAUCAUGCUCGCCACGUGAGCUCUCUGGCCGCGAACCCUGCUAAGCGAGCUCAGACAUCUGAAGCCAAUGCUUUGCAGAAAGGACGCCGCAGCGCUGCCAAUACCCCGAUUACGCCCGCGCGCAAGAAGCGCGUGAGCCAGGACCUCGAUCUCACUGGCGCCGGCAUCAAGAAGAACGCCAGCCCUCUUGUACAGAAGCAGCGUCGUCGCAGCAGAGGAAACUCGCUGUCUGGCAUCCACCAAACCCUCACACGGGAUCGCUUCGCCGGUAAUACUAAUUAG